Molecule: messenger RNA, 4765 nt
Organism: Gekko japonicus
Lineage: Eukaryota; Metazoa; Chordata; Lepidosauria; Squamata; Gekkonidae
Gene: CLTA
Product: clathrin light chain A
Exons: 6
Coding region: 210-890 (226 amino acids)
Biological process (GO): clathrin-dependent endocytosis; intracellular protein transport; clathrin coat assembly
Cellular component (GO): postsynaptic endocytic zone cytoplasmic component; clathrin coat of coated pit; plasma membrane
Molecular function (GO): structural molecule activity; clathrin heavy chain binding
Source: RefSeq, a predicted model, not a curated record
CAGAGAACUUUCCGGGGACGUGCGGGUAAAAGGGCGGAGGGAAAGGUUUGACGGGCUGAGCGAGCUCCGCGCGGAGGCCGGAAGUAGUAGCCGCUGUCGCCUCCUCCUCAGGAACCGUUGAACGGCUGGUUCCGCCUCGAGCGCUGCCUUUCCUCGUUCGCCCGCGGCCGUUACUUCGGUUGGCUCCGCCCCCCCGUUCCUUUUCGCCCAUGGCCGAGUUCGAUCUGUUCGGCGCGCCCCAGCCGGCGGGCAACGGGACGCUGGGCGGCGGCGAAGAGGACCCGGCCGCCGCCUUCCUGGCCCAGCAGGAGAACGAGAUCGCGGGCAUCGAAAAUGACGAAGGCUACAACAUCCUGGAGAACGGCGAGGUGCCGGCGGGGCUGCAGGGCCCCGAGGGGCUGUCUCCGGGUGAGGAUGCAGUUGAUGGCGUGACAAAUGGUGAUAUCUACCAGGAGAGCAACGGUCCAACAGACUGUUACAGUGCGAUUUCGCAAGCUGAUCGUCUGCAGACAGAACCGGAGAGCAUCCGCAAAUGGAGAGAAGAACAACUGGAGCGCCUAGAAGUUCUCGAUGCAAACUCUCGAAAACAAGAAGGAGAAUGGAAAGAGAAGGCAAUAAAAGAGUUGGAAGAAUGGUAUGCGAGACAGGAUGAACAGCUACAGAAAACAAAAGCUAACAAUAGCACAAACAUAAACCAUCCUUGCUACAGCCUAGAACAGGCAGCUGAAGAAGCCUUUGUGAACGAUGUUGACGAGUCCUCCCCGGGCACCGAGUGGGAACGCGUGGCUCGGCUCUGUGACUUUAACCCCAAGUCGAGUAAGCAGGCGAAGGAUGUCUCCCGCAUGCGCUCCGUGCUGAUUUCGCUCAAGCAGGCUCCGCUGGUUCGCUGAAGGGGGGAGAGGAAAGCACACGAGACACUACAAAUGCAAUACCUUUACUCAGAGAAGCUGUGUUUGCAGUAAUUGGAUUAAUUAUGUUUCAAUGUUCUUUUGGACCAAACCUCAUGAUGUAUUUAGAGUUUGAUCAUUGUUUGUGAUUGCAUGUUCUUCUCUCCAUAUGUGUCCUUCCAGUGUUCCAACUGGGGGGGAACUUCCAGGAUUGUAAUCUCAGUGCACUCACGCAGCUGAGAUUCCAUUUUCAGCUGUAAUGAUAUUAAAAGCCUGUUUAAACAGCUCUUUUUUUUGUGUGUGGGGCUAAAUAAACAAAAGCAGCUUUCCACUCCUAAAAGAUGUAGGUUAUGUGCCAGUAUGUUCAAAGGUGGCCUGUACACUUGUCCGUAUGAAUUUUUCUCACUUGCAUAAAGGGAUUCCUGAAAUAGUUCAGUUUUAUUGACGAUGGAGUGUCUCGUGAAGGUAAUCUUUUAGCCAUAUUGAUGGCCCCUACACACAACUACAGGACAAAAUCUCUUUACAUCCCAAUCAGUGCACCCCCUUUGCCCCUACCUGCUCUGUUGUCAUUGCUGGAGGCUUCUUUCUUACACCUGUAGCUUCAGCAGGCGAUGCUCUAGCCACUUGACUAAGGCAGAUGGUUGAGGGAGGGAGGACGCACCCACCUCCAUCUGUUGGCUUAAUCUGGAGCGGAAUUGUCUGUGGAUACAGAGGAGGGAAUAAAAUGCAGACCAAGCAAAUUGUAAGUAGGUGCAGGGAGAAUAAGGUUAAAAACCCAUGGAACUGCAGGAGGUGUGUGCUGUAAUGUGCUGGGAAAUCGAUGGCUUCUUUAAGCAUAGGGUUGGUAAAGCCAAGGCUGGUGGCUUCUUCCACUCUUAUGAGUGGCACAAGGGGGAAUUUCUCCAACACCACCUAUGCAGUUUCCCCUGAACCCGCCUCACCUGUUCUUGAUACAGAUAGCGAUGCCUAUGGUAUAACUCCUCUUCCCUGCAGUGGACUCAGGGGUCUCUGGAGAGGAGGCAAAUUAAGCUUCCAGUGACUCAGUGGAGCAGUUAGUGUAGAUUAGCAGUGUGUCACACAAGGGGCAGGGAGACCUGGGUUCUUGGCUUUGAAGCUCCCUGGAUGAUCUUGGACUCCUUACUCUCAGCCUAGCAUCUCUUUCGGUACUAGGACAAACAGAAUUGUGAAUGCUGCCCCUCGAUCCUUGCCUAAAAGACAAGAGCAAGGAUGGGAUUGUGAAUGCUGCCCUGUUCUUGUCUUACAUUUGCUGAGGAAGCUGAGUGGUUUCUGUGCCAGUGGCUCAUUUCCCCUCGUGUCCCAGAAUCUCUCGUUUAGAUAAAUGGGGUCCUAGUGACUAUCUCCCGGAUGCAGCCUAGGAGUGCCUCCUAGCUAGUUCAGUCUGCUUGAACAGGAGGAUGGUUGGGGUCUGUCAAAGGCUUCUCGUGGGAUAUCGUGUUUUCUUUGCUCUGACAAGGGGGAAUGUUCCCACAGAAGAGUUCACUCAUGGCUGUGUCCGGUGGCACACCCAACAGCCAUUCUGGCAUUGAAAGGAGUGGGGCGAUGCAGCUAUGUUGGGGCACCACCCUGAAGAAUGGAGCAUCUAGACGGUUCCCAAGAUGCCUGCUACCAGAAGACUCUGGCUUGUGGGGUGACUCUGGCCUACCAUAAGCCAGCGGUCCUUCUCCCCCACUGAAGGAAGCAAACUGCACCCAGAAGUCUGUAACUGGAUCCAGCAGGAAACAGUCCCAGCCAUCCCUAAUCAUGUACUUCCGUCUACGUUCUGUGACCUCAUCCCUGCCUUGAUCACAGGGCCAGCUAGGAAACGAAUCCUAAGGAAAAGGCUAAAAUGCGUGAUAGAGUGCAGGUCAAGCCCAAGCCAGAUGUGCUUUUGGGAAUCCUCUUGCUACAGCUUGCCUCCCCCAUCCAAAUAUGAGGAUUUCAACUCAGAUCAUAAGGAAGCUAUUGGGUUGAGUGGGAAUGACUGAAGCUUUUCUUCAGCCAUCUGUCAGGGAGAGGGGGGGGAAGAGCUGGGAAGAACUAGCUGAACUCUCAUUAUCCACUUGGUUCAAUGAGGAUUUUCAGUCUUUAUAACCGAAGCCACCUUGGAUGAGUCUUGGAGCACUCUAAAGAUCUGACUCUUGCCUGUAAACUAACAUUGCCAGAUUGGUCUUGCCAACAUCUGCAUGCAGUACCAACAGCCACUGCCUUUCUUGGUAAAAACCUGCCCUAGCUUGCUAUUGUCUGCUAUAGGGGGUUGUGCGGCAGACUGGUUUCUUAGGCAAGACAUUCCUUCACAGGUACACUAUAGCAUACCUACAGCUCUGAAAAUGUAGAUGCUAAUUAAGUUUUGUUUUCCAACCGCUUCUCGGCAGAAUAAGCUCUGUGGGGAAUCCCUCGAUCCAGCUAUCAAAACAAAAGAUUGCAUUCCUAUGUAUAAUCCAGUGGUUGUAAACAGUGCAAACUACCAUGGCUCAGAAAGGAUAGAUUCUCACCCCCCUCCUUCAGUAAUACUAGAAUUGAAUGCAACAGAAUUUUGCAAGGAUGUGUAUAAUCCUACAGCUUUUCUACCAAAUACGGGAAUGGUUCCUAUCACUUGAAAAUCGUUUCAAGAAUUAUCGCUUUGUUCCUAGAGGAGGUCUUUCUCCAGACUUUGAAAAACAACUUUUUUUGUCCUACCCACCUUCAACCAUCUGUCAGGUAGUCUAGAAAUCAGAGGGUGCAUCAUUGCUGCAGACGUUCUUGGAUAAUGACUUGCUGUUCUUCGCUGUUUGUAAAAACAGUCGGAUUUAAGAGCCAUCCUCAACUUGCAUUACCUCCAGCCCAGGAAAUUCCAUAUGGAGAUACUGAGCUGCUUUGUGGAUAACUGGGGAGGAGGGAGGCACUUCCCUGGCCUCAAGGAGCUCUCAUAAGCUUACCUGGUAUGUUCUAGUAUUCUGGCAUGCUGAAUGUUCUCAGUUUCUUUACUGGGACAGGUAUUACCAAGUCGUGUCCUUCCCUUUUGGCUGGUCUUAUUUACAAGAACAGCAUUCCCAAAACUCAUGGGGUUGCAUCCCAGGAUUUCCUCCUGCUAACUGAGCAGUCUUGCUGAGAAAAGUGAUUCUUCCAUGGUAGACAGACUCCCUCUGUUGGAACAAGACCCCCCUCUUAGUAGGAAAAAGUUCCUGGAUGCACCCUAUGGUUGUUCCUAGUGGGUCAACUUAUGCUCUGUGUGAUUGUCUGUUUCUCCUUGGACAGCGUUGUCCUCACCGUACCAGUAUCAUAGUGAGUUGCUCCAGUGAAUGGCUGCCUCAUUGGUGAGUCAUACUAGCUACAGUGCAUCCCUUGGCUGAGAGUAAUCACUGAUGAAAGGCAAUUGUACUCUAGUUUGCUCUAGGAAAAAGGUGUCGACCCAAGUGUGAGAGUUUACUGAGAUCAAAUCUAGUCAGUUUCUUCCCAUUCCUGGGUCACCUUAUCACACUAGUAAUGCUGUUUUACCUACUAGUAACUUGUUUAAAGGGAGACUGCCAGGCUAGAACUUCAGGGACAAACCAAAAGAAAUAUCCUGCCCAUAAUAUAGGUUAAAAUGAUCAAAUAAGUAACAUGGCCUUAUUUGGGUAUAGGUUGUAAUUGUGAUCUCAAACCUCAAGAGUUUGGCUCCUGGGCAAAUACGGUGGUUUCAUACCUAAAAUGUCUGAAAAUCCUUAAUCUGGGAGAGGGAGAGGUUGUGAGAAUAUAUAUCAGUCACUUCUGAAUGCAGACAAAAAUGAUCACUGUACAAUACUAUAGUGUAACCCUGGUAACUGUGUUGAUCUAAAUCUACAUCAAUAUUUUAGUUUGCUUUAGGGUUGCCAGCCUCCAGGUGGGACCUGGGGAUCUCCCGCUUUUACAACUGAUCCCCA